UUCGAUUUUCAUUCAGAUUUGGGGGUUCUUUUUCUUCACGCUAAAUACUAGUACGAUCUAGAAAUGCUGUGGAGUGCAUGAUUUUAUUCGAAAGUGUUAUUUGAAAUUGAUUAUAGAAGCUUCCUCGCACUAUUCGGUAGGUCGGAAAAUGCAAACCGAUAAAUUGGAUCGGAUUUGUAUGUGAAUUUGUUUUCAUGGGCUCAAGCAGAUGCAGGCGUUCAUUGAUGAAGUAACGAUUUUCUUCAAAGGCGCAAAAGGAUGUCUUGUCGCGGUGGAGGCGUCAUUGAAUUCGAUACUUUGGGCGGAACGGAGAUCGAAAAAGAGUUUUUAUUCCCUUUUCAAUGCUUUUCCUGUUGUCAUCAUCCACUAUCGUGUUCCCUUACUUAUCACUACCAUCAUUCCAUAUAUAACAUAGAAGCUGUCAGUUGAUCUCACACUUUUAAAACACGGAGCCACUUUUGACAAAAUCGAACAAAGAUGGAAAAAUAUCCCUUUAUACACAUGCGGACCGUUUCACCAAUAUCAACAACGUUCAACGAAAGUGAAGAUGACUUCUCUCCCUUUGCUUCUACAUCAUCUUCCCCUGUCCCAUCUGCCGGAUCGAGUAGAUCAAAUAGCUACGAUCACUGGAUGACAAAAAGAUCACUCAUACGGGAUGAAGACAUCGAACGGCGAGAAAUGCUAUCAAAUCUCCAGUUUGACAAUUCGGAAAAAUCACGGGGGAUAGGGAGAAUAUCAAUAUUUGUUUUGAUUUCUGCUUAUUUCUCACUCAAUCUCGCUUUGACAUUUUACAAUAAAUUCAUCAUGAUCGAUUUCCCUUUUCCUUAUUUUAUAACAGCCUUACACGCAGGCAGUGGAACGAUUGGCUGUUUGUUCUUAAGAGGAAUUGGCGUUCAAUUCAAAACUUCGAAAAGGGAAUCAAAAGAUGAGCUAGAACGGGGUGCACAAAUAUACAAAAGCGAAAAAGCAUUCACCUCCCAGUCCAUAAACCAUUCCACCGUGUCUUCUCAAUCAAAUUUCAACUCUACACGGAUAUUAAUCGUUUUAUUUUAUUCAACAUUGUAUGCAGCCAAUAUCGCCAUCAGCAAUGCAAGUUUACGGUUGGUUUCCGUACCUUUUCAUCAAAUCGUACGAUCAACCUGUCCGAUUUUCACAUUAGGAUUAGGAUUUCUACUUUUAGCCAAAAGGCCACAACGGGCAAGUCUAUUUGCUUUAUUGCCAAUCGUUCUUGGUGCAGCUUUUGCAUGUUAUGGAGAUGUGAAUGCGACAACCAUUGGGAUCAUCUUGACUGUAUUGGGAACGUUUCUUGCCGCUAUGAAAACUGUUGUUACAAAUUUGCUACAAGGUGGACAUAAAGAAACAAUACGGGAUGGAGAACAGGAUAAUCAGGAUUCGCACUAUGACCUACGACAGCAAUCGACCGUGCAAAGGUGGCAGUCAGCUAUUCAGAAGCAUGCUUUCCAGUAUACUGCAUUGGAAUUGCUAGAAGUGAUGUCUCCUUUGGCAUGCGUGCAAUGCUUACUGGCUUCACAGCUUUCAGGGGAAUUACAACAAGUCUACAUUCGUUUUGCCGAAAGAACACUGAAAGGUCAAUUUAAUUGGUAUUUGCUUCUGCUCCUUGCUGGUAAUGGUUUCACUGCAUUUUUACUCAACAUCGUUUCGUUCAAAACAAACAAGAUCGCAGGACCGCUAACUAUGACAGUUGUGGGAAACUUAAAGCAAGUUGUGACAAUUUUGUUAGCUUUUCAACUAUUUCACUUGCAAGUUCAAUCGAUAAACAUUUUUGGCAUUUUUGUCGCUCUUUCGGGUACGGCUUGGUACGGAAUCAUGGAAAUGAAUUCAAAAAGAUCGGCAAAAAUGACAGGAUGAGUGUGAAAUGUAUGUACGCAUCUUUGUAUGUCCGAUUGACAAUUAAUGACAAUCAAUCGCCGAGGCUGUAUUGAAUAGAGUCAUGAAA
Molecule: messenger RNA, 1957 nt
Organism: Meira miltonrushii
Lineage: Eukaryota; Fungi; Basidiomycota; Exobasidiomycetes; Exobasidiales; Brachybasidiaceae
Product: TPT-domain-containing protein
Exons: 1
Coding region: 478-1869 (463 amino acids)
Cellular component (GO): Golgi apparatus
Molecular function (GO): antiporter activity
Source: RefSeq, a predicted model, not a curated record